AUGUGGCGUGCUCUGCCAUGCCGCCUGCCUGGCAGACGCAGCACGUGCAGUGAGGCCGCUUCGGCCGCACAGGCUUUGCUGCAGGCGGGCGCUGCAUUGCACUUUGCUGGGCCAGACGGCUGGGUGCGUGCCACUGCAGGCCGACACCUCGGCAGCGGCACGUUUGCAUCAGUGUGGGAGCUGCAGCUUUCCCCUCCACAGAGCUUCGGAGACCUUGCUGUGCUGAAGCACUUCCCAAAAGUCAGUGCGGCCGUUGCCGCUUUUUUCGGGCAAUCUUUGCUAGGACAGCACAGGAAGCAGUGGGAGAAGGAGAAAGCGGUGGGUGAUCGCCUGUCUUCAGGCCCCCAACACAAGGGCCGGGGGCACGUCGUCGCAUUGCUCUCCUCGCAGCCGAUCUUCCUCGCAGAGGCCAGGGAUUUGCGGCAGGAUGCGGAAGCGAACUCCGAGCUGAUGCUGGUGCUGGAGCAUGCGGGCCAGCCCCUGGAGUCAAUUCGGAUGGAAAGCUUGGAUCUACCAUCGCGAUGCGACAUCAUCAACCAGCUACUUCAUGCCGUGAAGCUCCUGCGCCUCAAUGGAAUAAUCCAUGCAGACAUCUCUGCUGGCAACUGCUGUCUGGAUGCAGACGGUCGCGCUCGGCUGGUAGAUUUUGGCAACUCCUUGCUGGUGAGCACAGCGCAGAGGGCCGCGGCCUGUCAACCCCUGGAGCGAUUCCGGGCGCGCUACGUCCACCAUCGGCGCUUCCCGUGCUGUGCACGCUAUUCGUAUCCGCUGUCGAUUCGGCGUCUGGUCGAGGAGAUCGAGCGGCCGAACACCAUUGAUGUUUAUGGCUGCUGCUAUGAUGUGGAGGCUUUCCCUGGCAACCUGGCUGCCACGCCGCCGGAGGUCCUCCGUGGUCUCAUGGUGCCAGGAGCCAGCGACGUUUAUGGCCUUGGCAUACUCUUGUGGUGGCUGCUAACGGGUCAGUCCUUUGACUGCGACGUGGCCUGCAUGCGUGGGGGUUACUAUGUGGACGGCUUCAGCGAGCCGAUGCAGUUCGUUCCGGAAAACCUUCGACUGGAGCGGUCACUCCACAGGGCCCAGGAGGUGAUGUCACAGGCCUUGGCAAACUUCGAGCGUGAGGAGGCUGGGAAAUUCAACAAGAUCUACGCUUUCCUUGAAGAGUUGUCGACGAGGCAGCUGAAGCUGGAGCAAGCCGUGGCAAACCUUGAGUCGGAUAUCCGGGAACAAGCUCAAAAGGUGGUGCACACUCCUGAUGCAAGCAGCACCAUGCAGAUGGUGAUGUACGAUCCGUCGACCAACGUUAUGACUCCUGUCAUGGCCCCAUAUGCGGACAGUCAGAUGUCGAUGAUGCCCAUGGUGUGCAUGGUGCAGUCGAUGCCCGAGGGGCAGUUUGGCGUGCAGGAGACCUCGUUCCAGCAACUGCAUUAUCAGGAAUCGGCUACCCAGGAAACGGCUCCACAGGAAAGCGCUCCGGUUGAGCACACGGGGCCUCAGGAAACGACUUCCCAGGAAACGGCUGUGAAGGAAGCGCCGCUCGAGGAAACGCCUUUUCUCGUCGAUGUGGAGGUCGAUCGCGUCUCUUUUCCAGGCUGGGCUCACUUCUACCGCAGCGCUGCCAACGUGCAGCUCGAGGAGCUUCGGAGCAAGCUGGCAGAGGCGACCCCCGAGAUGCCGCAGCUGUGGCAAACAGAUGUUGCCAGGUGGCUGCAGAGUGCGCUGGCCGAGGCUCCGGAAGAUCGGGCCUGGGCUUCGAACAACCCGGUGCUGCUGUUGAGCGGCAUUCAUUCACAGCAAUUGGUAUGCUUUCCGAUACCGGCCGCAAUGGCCAAGCUGAGCGAAACGCUGCGAAUCUACGCAGAGGUGCUGCCGCCACAGCUGCAGAGGGACGUGUGGUUCGGGCCUGCCAAGAGCACAGGAGCCUUACUCCAGCAGAUGGAGCUGCAUCCAGGGAGCAUCUACGGGGAGAUCACUGCAGAGGGGGCGGCGCAAGUCGCUGCGCGCCUCGGCCUCCAGGACUUCGGUGAAAGGGAGGCUGCAGCCGAACUGGGCAGUGGCGCGGGCCGCUGUGCCCUGGCGCUGCUCCAGGAAUCGCAGGCCGCCUCCAUCGUCGGGGUGGAACUGGCCUCCGCGCGGCACGACGCGGCUCUGCUCCUGGCUGGAAGCUGCUUGAAGGAAUGGACACGGCUGGACACGAAGGAGGGGGCCACAUGGUUCCGUGACGGCCGAAGUUUCUGCUUAAUCCGUGGGGACAUACUGCAGACCUGGCGUGAUUGGUGCCAUGUCACCGCAGUCUUUACCAGCUCAUUGUGUUUCCCUGCCGUGGUGAUGGACACACUUUCUAGGCAGCUCGAUGAAUGCAAGCUGCUGCAGCGCGUGGCCACCUUGCAGAUGCUGCCCCAUGCCCUCACCUUCGGCUUGACAGAUGUUCUACGCUGUCCCAUGUCCUGGAAGCCAAACGGCAGCGCCGUCUACGUCUACGAGCGGCUGCCCUCGUACCCACUGUAUCGAUCCUUGCUGGAGGAGCCUCUGGCGGCGCUGUUCCGCGCCGAAGAGCCGCCAGGUCGCCUGGGCACUGCGACGGAAAAGCUGAGAGCAGGAAAACUUGCUCAGCUCUUGCUCUCCUCCCUGCUCCCCUUGUGUGGAUCGCUGGAAAAAAGCAGCCAGUCGAUGGUGUGGGACCAGGUGGGCUCCCCUGCCAUCACGGAGCUUUGUGCAGCGCAUGGCUUGGAAGGAUUGGAGCAGGAGCACCAGCUUGCGACACCUGGAGCAACAGCAGCAGUGGAGUUGCAGAGAUGGUCGAACAUGACCUCCCACGCACUUUGUCGCUGCAUUUGUGGAUCCAGCCGGCUGAACGAGCAGCUCGAGCGUGCAGGGGAAGUGGUCGCACAUGGGCCCCGGAAGCCAGAACCAGCCCCUGAGACCAACGUGAUCUCCUACAACUACCCAAUUCAAGGGCGCUUGUCCUAUUCGCUCUUGGCAGACCAGCCUCUCAGAGGUGCGCCCAUUCGAGAGGGUGACUUAUGGCACUUGUCCACCGAGGAAAGGGUAGAUCCUGUGCACGUCUCCUUGCACAUCAAUGGAUUUAGGUUUUACCUGGACGGUGCAGAAAUGGCCAUAUCCUUAUCCCCUUUCACACUGGUGCGCAACUGCAAGUUCCAAAGUACUUAUCCCAUGCUCAAUGUGGCGGACUUCAAAAUAUUCAAGGUGUCCUUGUUUGCCCAAGGGGCCUGCUACUACUUCGGGGUUCGCGGAGAGAAUGAGCGGGAAGCAGAGGAACUUCGAUCCCGCUGGGUGCUUGACAUUUCUCGUGCUAUGCGCCUGGUUACCCAAACGCUCUUCCCGCCCUUCCAAAUCUCCUGUCGUCCUUUGGACGCAGUGCCUUCUACCCACUCGCGCUUGAUGGCUGGAUACUUGGUGCAUUUUGAUGACUGCUUCACAGCAUCGGUCCUCUACUGUGAGUUGCAUGUGCAGACACAGCAGGACCACACCAAAAUCAUCUUGUACGAGAACGAAAGCUGUCGGCAGAAGCUGGCAGAAAUCUACGUGACCGACCGGUCCAUCUGCUGUGAGAAGAUUGGGAUCAAUUGUAGCUGUUUCUCAGUCGAGGACCAUCAGUUCUCGGCCAGGAGCCUAGGUGAGCGCAAGCUCUGGCUACGUGCCAUUUCGAACCUGAAGGUCAAACUGCAGAACAGUGCUCCAGUCCCUUCUCAAACCGAGACCUGUCAGUACAGAGAGGCCGUGCAGGAGCAUGCAAAGCAACAUACAGUGCACGAGGGGCAUGCCAAGACAGAUGCUUUAUUGCAGCGGACCUUCAUUCGACCGCUGGGCUCACCAAGCGAGGCAUGUCAUGGUACACUGGGUGCGCUGCCAGUGCCGCCAGUGCCCCCUCUUGCUGAGGAUUUCGACAGGCCGGGCCAAGCAGAUGCAGAGCAGGGUGGGAAUGGGGGCGUCCUGGGGCCGGCAGCCAUACCAAGCCCCUCCGCACACACAGAGACACACCCUUUGCGACGGUCCUCUUCAUUGUCCGAGCCGCUGAGGAAACUCUCCCACGUCUGGCUGAGGCUUGAGCCGAGAUAUCUGGUGUGUGGAAGCAUGGACAUCUUCUACCAGCGCCCGCCGUUUCAGACCCCCAAAGCAGGGCACGUCUGUCGAUGCAUCGCGCUGGGCAAGGUUUCAUCAAAGGGCAAGGCCCGCACGGCCUUUCAUGGCCUGUCUCUGAGCCCAGCUGCUACCAUGCCGGAAACGGCCCUAAAGCAGCGUCCAGCAAACACGACGCCCAGCCCCUUCGUGGUUGCAAGUGAAGAGCAGGGCGAAGAGGAGUCGCGGGGUGUCAAGCGCGACGCGGCCACGAUGGAGGAUGACGGUCCCCCACCCGAGCCGGACACGGUCUUCCUCGGGAGACUGCCUGCGAACAUCGAGGAGAAGCGCAUCGAGGCUGCUCUAAAGCACGUGGGCAAGAUCGAACGCAUCCACCUCGUGCGGGAAGCAGGUGAGGGCAGUGCCUGCAAGGGCUUUGGUUUCGUGACCUUCUCCACUCCCGAGGAGGCUGAGGCUGCCUGCGACUUGAGCGAGCUGCUGGAGUGUGGCGGCCGGAAGAUCACCAUCUCCAUAAGUCGGCCCACCAAGAAGUCCGAUGGGCCCAGGAAGAAGAGGGAAAUCCAAAUA
Molecule: messenger RNA, 4665 nt
Organism: Symbiodinium necroappetens
Lineage: Eukaryota; Dinophyceae; Suessiales; Symbiodiniaceae
Source: the annotation of a GenBank genome assembly